ACUGCUCGAUUCCUGCACACUGUUCUUGCGGCUCGCUGGCUGGCCAUGGCGUUGCGGACUUUCCGAAACUUACCUUGCUUUUUAAGUGCACUCGCCGUGUUGCUUCUCAGCAGUGGCCCGUCCAGGGUGCUCGCUUGUCCUAGCCGCUGUUUAUGUUUCCGUACCACUGUCAGAUGCAUGCAUUUAAACCUGGAAACUGUACCCGCUGUUCUUCCACAGACAACAAUCCUAGACCUGAGGUUCAACAAAAUCAAGGAUUUACAGCCAGGUUCCUUCAGACGAUUAAAGAAUCUUAAUACACUCCUUUUAAAUAACAACCACAUCAGAAGAAUCCCAAGAGGAGCAUUUGAAGAUUUGGAAAACCUUAAAUAUCUCUAUCUGUACAAGAAUGACAUCCAGGCAAUAGACCGGGAAGCCUUUAAGGGACUCAUCUCACUAGAACAACUAUACCUGCACUUCAACAACAUCGAGUCAUUGGAGCCCGAGUCUUUCUCACAUCUACCAAAACUUGAGCGAUUAUUUUUGCACAACAACAGAAUAACUCAUCUUGCAUUAGGAACCUUCUCUCAUCUGCAGUCCAUGAAGAGACUGCGCCUGGAUUCAAACACCCUGAACUGUGACUGUGAACUGCUGUGGUUAGCUGAUCUGCUGAAGCAGUAUGCAGAGUCUGGUAACGCUCAGGCCGCAGCUACAUGCGACUAUCCGAGCCGCUUGCAGGGACGCUCAGUCGCCACCCUCACUGCGGAAGAACUCAACUGUGAAGUGCCCCGGAUCACAUCUGAGCCACAGGAUGUGGACGUAACCUCUGGGAACACUGUGUACUUCACAUGCAGGGCAGAGGGCAACCCCAAACCACAGAUCAUCUGGCUGAGAAACAACAAUGCUCUGAACAUGAGGGACGACACUCGCUUGAAUCUUCUGGAAGAUGGAACGCUGAUGAUCCAGGACACGCGGGAGACGGACCAGGGCGUGUAUCAGUGCAUGGCCAAAAAUGUGGCCGGAGAGGUGAAGGCCUCGCAGGUCACCUUACGAUACUUCAGAUCACCAUCUCGACCAAGUUUUGUGAUCCAGCCACAGAACACAGAGGUUCUGGUUGGGGAGAGCGUAACCCUGGAGUGCAGUGCCACGGGUCAGCCACUGCCUCGUGUCACUUGGACUAAAGGAGACCACACGGCCCUGCCAGUGGACCCCCGCAUCAACAUCACUCCCUCUGGAGGUCUCUACAUUCAGAAUGUUAAUCAGGUGGAUGGGGGACAGUACACAUGCUUCGCCAGCAACAACGUGGACACAAUCCAUGCCACUGCUUAUAUUAUAGUACAGGCUCGUCCGCAGUUCACAGUAACCCCUCAGGAUCAAUCGGUUUUGGAGGGUCAUACAGUGGACUUUCCCUGCGAGGCCAUCGGCUACCCUCAGCCCGUCAUAGCAUGGACACGCGGCGGCAGCCCUCUGCCAAAUGACAGACGACAUGUUGUUCUCUCAACGGGCAGUUUGCGGAUCAGCCGCGUGGCUCUUCAUGACCAGGGCCAGUAUGAAUGCCAGGCAGUCAGUCCUGUUGGCACUGCCAGAGCAGCUGUUCAACUCAACAUCCUGCAAACCGUAACGCCUGUUUUCACAAAUGCUCCAAGGGAUAUGACGGUGGAGUCUGGAUCAGAUGUCCAGAUUCCGUGCAGUGCUCAGGGUGAGCCCACGCCUAUCAUCACAUGGAGCAAGGAUGGAGUCCAGAUAACAGAGAGUGGAAAGUUUCAUAUCAAUCCGGAUGGCUAUCUGGAGGUGCGUGAUGUGGGGCUUGCUGAUGGGGGCCGAUACGAGUGUGUCGCUCGUAACUCCAUUGGCUACUCCUCGUCUAGCAUGGUUCUAACUGUUCAAGUCCCAGAGGUGAGCAGGGAGGGGGAUCCAUUUGUCUCAACAUCCCUUGAAGAGGCCAUUCGGAGCAUAAACAGCGCAAUAGACUCCACCAGGAGGCAGCUCUUUGACGGAUCUCCUCGUACCCCUGCCGAGCUGCUGGCUCUGUUCCGUUACCCCCGGGACCCCUACACAGUGGAGCAGGCCAGAGCAGGAGAGAUUUUUGAGCAGACUCUCCUCCUCAUCCAGAGACAUGUCAACCAUGGCCUCAUGGUGGACACUAAUGGAACAGCCUUCCGCUACAAUGACUUGGUGUCGCCACGCUUCCUGGAUAUGAUAGCCAACUUGUCUGGCUGCACAGCCCAUCGGCGCUUCAACAACUGCUCAGACAUCUGCUUCCAUCAAAAGUAUCGCACACAUGAUGGCACCUGUAACAACCUGCAGCACUCGAUGUGGGGUGCCUCACUCACUGCCUUCGAGCGCUUGCUAAAGUCUGUCUAUGACAACGGCUUCAAUCUCCCACGUGGUGCCACUGAGAGACAGCACAAUGGCUUCCCUCUGCCACUUCCACGUAUGGUGUCCACUACCAUGAUCGGGUCAGAGACCAUCACCCCAGACGAUCGCUACACGCACAUGCUUAUGCAGUGGGGCCAGUUUCUGGACCACGACCUGGAUUCAACCGUUGUAGCUCUCAGCCAAUCGCGUUUCUCAGAUGGACAGUUGUGCACUUCAGUGUGCACCAAUGACCCGCCUUGCUUUCCUAUCAUGUUCCCGCCCAACGACCCACGUCAACGCAGCAAUGGAGCACGUUGCAUGUUCUUUGUGCGCUCUAGUCCUGUGUGUGGCAGUGGAAUGACGUCUCUGCUUAUGAACUCAGUGUAUCCACGCGAACAGAUGAACCAGCUCACCUCCUACAUCGAUGCUUCCAAUGUUUAUGGCAGCUCGCAGCACGAAGCAGAAGAGAUCCGUGACCUGGCAAGCCAUAGGGGGAUGUUACGGCAGGGAAUCGUUCAACGCACUGGCAAGCCACUGCUGCCAUUUGCCACUGGGCCACCCACCGAAUGCAUGCGGGAUGAGAACGAGAGUCCCAUUCCUUGCUUCCUUGCUGGUGACCAUCGUGCCAAUGAGCAGCUUGGGCUGACGGCCAUGCACACGGUUUGGUUUCGAGAGCAUAACCGCAUAGCCAGUGAGUUGCUGCGCCUCAAUCCCCAUUGGGAUGGUGACACCAUUUAUCAUGAAGCACGGAAGAUAGUUGGAGCCCAGAUGCAGCAUAUAACCUACAGCCAUUGGCUGCCUAAAAUACUCGGAGAGGCGGGCAUGAGGUUAAUGGGCGACUAUAAUGGCUAUGAUCCCAACAUCAAUGCUGGAAUCCUCAACGCCUUUGCCACCGCUGCCUUCCGUUUCGGCCACACGCUCAUUAAUCCUAUUCUGUACCGGCUGGAUGAAAACUUCCAGCCAAUCCAGCAAGGGCACAUCUCGCUGCAUAAAGCUUUUUUCUCACCGUUCCGCAUUGUGAACGAGGGAGGCAUCGAUCCACUGCUUCGUGGACUGUUUGGAGUGGCAGGAAAAAUGCGAGUGUCCACUCAACUGCUCAACACUGAGCUUACAGAGCGUCUUUUUUCCAUGGCACACGCUGUGGCUCUCGACCUUGCUGCCAUGAACAUUCAAAGGGGUCGUGAUCAUGGUAUACCCCCCUAUAAUGAUUACAGGGUGUUCUGCAACCUCACUUUGGCUCAGACAUUUGAGGACCUGAGGAAUGAGAUUCAGAACCCGAGCGUACGAGAGAAGCUUCAAAGGCUCUAUGGCACACCUCUGAAUAUCGACCUGUUUCCUGCUCUGAUGGCUGAAGACCUGGUGCCUGGAAGCCGGCUGGGUCCCACUCUCAUGUGUUUACUGGCAACCCAGUUCAAACGUCUAAGAGAUGGUGACCGGUUUUGGUAUGAGAACCCUGGCGUCUUUAGCCCUGCUCAGUUGACCCAGUUGAAGCAGGCUUCUCUCGCCCGAGUGCUGUGUGAUAAUAGCGACAACAUCACCCGCAUCCAGUCAGAUGUGUUUAGUGUGGCGGACUUCCCUCAUGGCUAUGGCAGCUGUGAUGAUUUGCCCAAGAUUGAUCUGCGAAUGUGGCAGGACUGCUGUGAAGACUGCCGCACGAAAGGCCAAUUCAAUGCCCUGUCAUACCACUUCAGAGGUCGAAGGUCAGCAGAGCACAGCUAUGCCGAGGAGAGACCUGCCAGCAACCUCACAGAUAACAGCAGCACUUUGGAAGAUGCUCAAACUGAAGUGAACAUAACUGUAUCACCAAAGUCAAGCACUGAACCCUCAGUUAAGGAUUUCCAAGAUUUCAUUACAGACAUGCAGAAGACUAUUGCAAGUUUACGAAGACAGAUAAAAAGACUUGAAGGCCGUCUGAGUCAGACAGACUGCACUGAUGAAGAAGGGCGAGAACGAGUAGAUGGAGAGAGUUGGAAGAAGAACCACUGCACAAUAUGUCAGUGUAAAGGGGCCCAGGUGACGUGUUUUGUAGAGAAGUGUCCACAGGCAACAUGUGUGAAUCCCGUGACACCUAAAGGCUUGUGCUGCCCCAUGUGCCUCAACCAGCCGUCAAAACUGCAGGAACAUCACGUAUAAACUCAGGACACUAUACCGAUGUCACCAUCAGCUCAUGCCUCUAUUUUUUUAGUUGUCUUUCAGGGUUUUUUAUUGUUUGUGAUGUAUUGGUUAUUUUUUGUUUGCAAAUCCCCACAACUUCAAUUCUCAAGGCAAGAAGCCUACAAAACAACACUUUAACUGCCUUAAAAGUAUUCAGUCAGAUAGAUGGAUGAAUGUGGAACCCUGUUUUCCUCCCUCAGGCCUGUUAACCGGGUCACGGCCUCAGAUGUCUAUCAAAGGUGCACAUUGACAAGUUAACACCUGGCAGUAGAUCAUCUCUAAAGAAGCAUUCUCAAGUUAGAGAUGCUGAAGAACUGGUGCUAUUUUACUCCAUUUAAAUGAGUCUUACAAGUAUUGUUCUAGGUGUCUAAUUGUUUUGCAAUAUACAAUGCAUCCUAUAUACACUCAUUAUGUGCUUUUUAAAACCACAUUUGAACCGGAAACCUGUUGUUUCAUAGCUACUCGUAAGAAAUUUUACAUGUAAAAUGAUUAGUGUUACUCCUGCUUUUACUUAAAGUUUAUGGUGCAUAGUAUCGUAUUUGGAACUUAUGUAGAAAAAUAGUUCCCGCAUUGUAUCAUUCUCUCAUGUGAAGAAAAAUGUGAAAACAAUAUUUGCAAUGGGAAAAAAAUUCUACUGAUCACCAAACGUUUGUUUCCCUUGGCAACUGCGGGUUAUCUUAGACUUGGUGUUUGGGCUUUUGUUUCUUUACCUUGACAGAAAGCUGUUGUUUAUGCUUUCGGUUUGGUAUCUUUUUUUUUCACGGGAGAGGGGGAGAGCUGACAUCAGGGUCACUUUUUAAGGUGCUACUGUACUUUUCUAUAUUACUCUGGCCUAAAACCUUAUCUAACAGCACAGUAUUUAUAUCCUAAUGUUAUCUUUAUCACAAAUGAAGGUCCAGUUGUUUCCUCUCUUUCAAACAGUGUUCUGAAAGGAUGUAAAUGAUUGCGCCGCAUCGCAGUACAUCGCAAGCAUGCACGCUUCUAUCGCCACUCAAUGCAUUCCAUUUUUCCUUUCCGUUUACAUUUGUUCAUUUAGCAGACACUUGUAAAGAGACUUACAAAUGAGAAAGGUUUAGGGAUGGGAAUAGCGCGCAACAGUGCCCAGUGUAGUGUUUCAGCCAUCUUGGUUCCGGAAGUGUUUUUCCCAUUCAUUUUUUCCAUAGGGAUUUCAUAAAAUCCUUCAUAAAAGCAUUCUAAGCUAUGAACCAAACCAGCUCUGAGGUGAAUCACACCAUAACAAACUUUGUUUUUAAGCAAAAAAGUAUUUGAAAAUCGGACAAAAAGGCAAAGGUGUACUUACCGUGUUUAAUGAGGGAAUGAACUACAAUCCCAUGAAGCAUUGCGAAUGUAAUCUAAUUAUUAACAAUGGGAAAAUAUAAAACUAUUGAUUUAAAGUUGUUGGUUAUAAGUAUAGAAACAUAUUUUAAUUGCUAAAUAUUCAGAGAUAUACAAAUAAAUAAUUAGUUUGAGAUUGUAAGGAGAGUGACUAGAUUGCGUCAUUCACAGUGCAUCAUGUGAGUGGGUUUGGCACACUGUGUUGUGCUGCAAUUCCCUGAUUGUUUUUUUGCAGGAUCAUGGGUACUGUAGUUCUUCAGCAGAAAUGUCACUAUUAAACAUGAUUUCUAAAAACUUACUUUGAAAUAACACGAACUGAUGCCUUCAACGGAAGCAUACCGUAGAUUAACAACCACGUAGCUCGCGGUUGGUCUGUCUUUAAAGGUUUAUAAUCUAUCUUUAAUUAUGAAUUCGCCUAUGGAAAAAAACUAACUAAUUUUGCUUCCAGAACUAUUCUGUUAGAGACUUGUGUCUCUGCAGAACAAAAAUAGGCAUUUUCCAAUCAGUCGGCAUUUUUAAACGUUACAUGAUUUGCCGACUACACUGAGAUUACCUACUUUCAUUUGGAAAGUUCAGAAACGCCCAUCCUGGUUUGGAAACACCCACUGAUUACUACAUUGAGAUUCCCUACUUUCAUUGGGUAGUUGAAAAAAUGCAGAUCUGAUUUGAAAACACCCACAGAUUGAGAAACGCCCAUUAUUGUUCCGCAGAGACCUAUACUUCGACUGUUGCGCUCUAGACAUGAGUCACAAUGUCUAAAAAACAAAGACUUUUAUCUAGCACAUUUGCUCACAUUUACACAGCAAUGGGCUGAUGCGACAACACAGUUGGUGUGAACGGACCAUUUUGAAUGCUUAUUUUUCCAAAUGUAAAGUUCCCUCAUACUGUCACACACCUUGUAACAGAGACCACUCAUAUCUCACCAUUGUUAUGUGGACAGGUAAGAAGUCCACGCUGCAGUUUGCUUUGGCAGAAGAUGACACUGUGUUUUGAAGUCUGACUCAUGUUUCACUGAAAUAAAAGCCAUAUGCAAGAGAUGGGGGACUGCAAUGGUGAAAGAUACCACUUCUCUCUCUAGACUACUGCCCCUCUCUAAACAUUCAAUUGUAGCCUGGUUAAACAUCACAAAUGUACUACAAAUAAUCACAAUCCCUAUUUGGUUGUAUGGUUAUGGAAAAAAAAAAAAUGCAUCUAUGAAUCCUCUGCUACAGUGCUGUGAGCAGCCAGAUAAUAUUAUACUAAGUGUUUGACUGUUAUAUUACUUUUUGUUGUACCUUGUGUCCAUUUCAGUGUUUUAUCACUCCCAAACAGCUUUUCAUCCCACCUUAUAAUGACCUAACGACCUUUUAAAGAUCCUCCCCCAAACCAAACUGUGCCCACCUGCCAUGGAAUGCACUGCCCUGCAAGACUGAACAUGCUCAAACAAGUGGUCCAAGUGAUUAUCAUAUAUUUUUUAUUGUAUUGUUGCCAAAGACUGUUUGCACUGUAAUAUAUGACUUUCUAUAAUAAAAUGGCCA
Myxocyprinus asiaticus (Chinese sucker) is the source of this 7343-nucleotide messenger RNA. RefSeq names its product peroxidasin homolog. The record is from RefSeq and is a predicted model, not a curated record. The transcript has 23 exons. The coding region runs from base 46 to 4470 and encodes 1474 amino acids. NCBI's taxonomy places the organism in Eukaryota, Metazoa, Chordata, Actinopteri, Cypriniformes, Catostomidae. Gene Ontology annotation, molecular function: protein binding; heme binding; peroxidase activity. Gene Ontology annotation, biological process: response to oxidative stress.